UUCCUUUUUGACAUUUUUAUCAAGAAUAGAAUCUUUCUCUUCUUUACAUAAUUAAUUUACUCUCCUCUCAUGAUAAAGAUCUUUACAUAUACAUACAUAUACAUGUAUACAUACAUAUAUAUAUGUGUGUGUGUGUGUGAUCAUCGUCUUCUCCUCUUUCUACACAUCAAAAACUCAAUCAGAUAAGAUUUCAAGAGGGAAAAGACAAAAAAAGAAAAGAAAGAACCUUGAAGCUUUUCUCCAAUGGCUUCAUGUGGUUCACCUGAUGCAUUCUCGUGGCUUCAAACCCUUCCUCCUCUUUCCCAAUGGAAGACAAACUCCAUGUCUAUGUGCAUUUGCUCUUCAAAUCCAUCUCACCCAUCUCUGAACUUCUCUGUUGUCCGUACAUCCAUCUCCUCCAACACAUUCACUUUCUCCAUCGUAGCCAACUUCAAGCUCCCUAUCUCUCUCUGGACAUCAAAACCCUUCAGAAUCACCACUUCUGAUGCGAAUAAGUUCCUAACCGAAGAGAUGAUCUCUACCCUUUUGACGGGUUUCAUCGAUGUUGUUCUCAGCUAUGGCAUAAAGAGAACCAGUUGCUCAAUCAGGAUUCCAAACCCGAGUUCCUCUCCGAACCUCGCGGACGUGUUCAACCUCGGGUUCCACACUUUCGUGUUCCUCGUCUGCAUCUAUGAAGCUCCCAUUAGUCUGAGAACCGUUUGUCUAAACACGAUCAAGAACCAGUUGGUUACUUGUAGGUCAAGGCAAGGCUCUAAGCUACUAAUGGUGCAACUAGGAUCAAACCUUGAGGAACUGUGGAUGAGAUCUCUGAAUCUCGCCAUAACCAAUUGGAUGGUUGAGAUCAGAGCGGCUAAGCAGCGCCCGCUUCUUCAGUCUCCUUCUCCGUUGUUUUCGUACGGGUUUUCGACUCAAGGUCUGUGGAAAGUUCAUCUUUACUGUCCAGUGAUAGCAAUGGAGAUGGAGAAUAGCCCUAGCAGUGGUUUAAACGAUGAGAGGCUGUUCUUCUCUCUGAACUAUCACCAGCUCGAAGGUGUGAUCCAAUUCAACCACAGGAUCUUUGUUCAUGACAAGUGGAUUAACGUUGCAGUCAACAUUGAUAAUGUCCGGUGCGAUGUGAUAAGACUUGUGAACGAGACGCUUCUGUCGGAACGAGGGUAUGGAGCAGAGGAAAAGCACUUCCCUUCGCGGAUAUCUCUGAGACUAACUCCGACGGUUCAGUCGAACAUUCUGAUGGUGUCAGUGACAAAAUCCUCGGAGAAUCCGACAAGAGAGUUCGAAGUGGAGAAAGGGUUCGAGGCCACGGUGGAUCCACCCAACACGUUCUUCGGUCUCAAAGUCUCGGCAGGAGAGACCACGACCACGAGCUUGAAGCCGUGGAAGUUCGAGGAAUGGGUCAAUGGAUACAGCGCCAAUCUCACAUGGUUUCUCCACGAUGCUGACGACGGGAGAGAGGUUUCUUCCUCCAAACCCUCCAAGGUUUCUUUGAUGAACCCUAGGGCUUGGUUCAAGAACAGAUACUCGAGCGCUUUCAGGCCAUUCAACAGGCAAGGGGGAGUGGUGUUCGCAGGGGAUAACUACGGACAGAGUGUCCUAUGGAAGGUAGAUAAGGCCGCCGCCGCGGGGAAAGUGAUGGAGUUUGAGCUCAGAGGCUGCAUUUGGUUGACCUAUUGGCCCAACAGGCACCACACUUUCUAUAACGACACCCGCAAAUUGGAAUUUAGGGAGAUGCUUUACCUAAAUCUUCCUUAUUGAAUCUUCUUCCCCUCUUGUAUCCAAUGCUAUAUUUUGUUACUUCAUUAUCCAUAUGACCUUGUUGUUCAUGUUA
Molecule: messenger RNA, 1825 nt
Organism: Tarenaya hassleriana
Lineage: Eukaryota; Viridiplantae; Streptophyta; Magnoliopsida; Brassicales; Cleomaceae
Exons: 3
Coding region: 244-1752 (502 amino acids)
Source: RefSeq, a predicted model, not a curated record